UGGGAACUUCGAGAUGACCCAAUUUAACUAUUCAAUGAAUUAGUUAAAUGAUUUUGUUGACCUAUAAAAUGUCGCUGAAACUUUAAUAUAUUUUAUAAAUUGUUAGAAACGAAGGGAAAAAAAAAAAAAAUUAAAGCAUUAGAAGAUAUGGAUGAAGAUAGAUUUUUAGGGUGUUGUUUUUGACAUUUUACACAGUCUGUUUUUAUUUUUUUACUUUUAGAAUGAGCUCACACAAAGUGUGAGACAAUAGAAAGAAGAAGUGGCUAGAAGGGCGUAGAAAGAGGAGGAGGAUUGAGAUUAGCAUGGUUAGGAGUCAAGGAAGCUGCGUUGCGAUCCGCGCACUCUCUCCUUCAUCUUCCAUUCCUCGCUGCGCGGGUCACGAUCAUGCCUCUUCAGUGAAACCGAAAUUCACUGGAAGCAGCAACAGCAAGGGGUAACUGGUAAAUCACGUAGCUGUUAUGAAAUGCUUUGGUGUUGAUCUUGUGCCUGCAGAUGAUGCAACUUGUGGUACGCCAACAUGGAUCGGUAAAGGCCUCACUUGCGUUUGUUUCAAGAGAAAGGGACAUUACGAAAGAAUCUGCAUUAACCUGACGCCUCAACAGGCAAGCCACUUCUAUAUUACAAGCAAUCUGCAAUGGCAUUUUUCUCAUUUUGAAGAAAGAUUGAAAAGGUUAAAGCAUAGAAUGAAGGUUUACUUUGAUGCAUCUAGACCAGACCACCAGGAAGCACUGAGAGCUCUAUGGUAUGCUACUUACCCUAAUCGGGAACUUCAUGGCUUGAUAUCUGAUCAAUGGAAAGAAAUGGGAUGGCAGGGAAGAGAUCCAUCAACCGAUUUCAGAGGAGCUGGAUUCAUUUCCUUGGAGAACCUGUUGUUCUUUGCAAAAACAUUUUCGAUAUCUUUUCAGCGUCUACUGAAAAAACAGGGAGGAGAACGAGCUGCUUGGGAAUAUCCAUUUGCUGUUGCUGGUUUAAAUAUAACAUUUAUGAUCAUGCAAAUGCUCGACCUCGAUGCCUUAAAACCCAGGACUUUCGUCAGAUCAGUUUUCUUGCAAAUGUUGUCAGAAAAUGAGUGGGCUUUUGACUUGCUUUAUUGCGUGGCUUUCGUGGUUAUGGACAAGCAAUGGCUUGAGAGAAAUGCUACUUACAUGGAGUUUAAUGAUGUUUUGAAGUCAACUCGGGUUCAAUUGGAGAGGGAACUUUUGAUGGAUGAUGUCUUACGGAUCGAAGACAUGCCAUCUUACAGCCUUCUUUCCUGAUGGUAACCAAACAAGGAGCCCCCAACAGGAGUGAUUAUACUGGCUCAAUCCAUUUGGUUUCUACCAAUAACCUUAAAAUUGUACAAACUCUUCCUCUCCCUCUCUCUCUCUCUCUCUCUCUCUCUCUCUCUCUCUCCCUACGCCCCUCUCCACCUUCUAUUCAGUACAUGGCGGCUCCCAUUUGGUUGAUUCUACCACUCCAACGGACCCUACCCCUAUAAUUGGCUCAUCGUUUGCUAGAUGGAGUGCAACAGAGUUUUUAACGUUCUUGAGCAAUUUAGUGUGUAUGAUUCGGCAUUGCAAGUUUUUAUUUAUUUAUUUUUUUUUAUUUUUUUUCCAAAAGGGUUGCGGAAAGGAAAGUUUGUUUUCACUGGCUCUUCCUUAUAUUAAUUAUUCCAUGUAAAAUGAAAUUUGGAUGUGAAUAAAUUCUCUACUAUGAUUUUUCA
Ziziphus jujuba (common jujube) is the source of this 1702-nucleotide messenger RNA. RefSeq lists its product as uncharacterized. The record is from RefSeq and is a predicted model, not a curated record. Lineage: Eukaryota; Viridiplantae; Streptophyta; Magnoliopsida; Rosales; Rhamnaceae. The coding region runs from base 459 to 1256 and encodes 265 amino acids. The transcript has 10 exons.